Messenger RNA from Daucus carota subsp. sativus, 2286 nucleotides. RefSeq names its product glutamyl-tRNA(Gln) amidotransferase subunit B, chloroplastic/mitochondrial. Gene Ontology annotation, molecular function: glutaminyl-tRNA synthase (glutamine-hydrolyzing) activity. The record is from RefSeq and is a predicted model, not a curated record. Gene Ontology annotation, biological process: glutaminyl-tRNAGln biosynthesis via transamidation; mitochondrial translation. The transcript has 9 exons. Bases 220 to 1860 code for a protein of 546 amino acids. Lineage: Eukaryota; Viridiplantae; Streptophyta; Magnoliopsida; Apiales; Apiaceae.
AUCACAUUUUAGUUAAGAUUUUCUUGUACGUCUGAUACGUGGACUGGACUCUAGAUUGCCAGAGUGAGAGGUGUAUGUAUCUACUCUCUGUAUCUCACAUCCUUCCUCAUCCAUUGCCCAACACACUCACUACAUGACCUUCCCUGUGUACAACUCCACUUCUCAACCAAGGUGCCCUUUUAACCGCUUAGUCUGUGUUUGAUUAUAUUCCUGUUAGAGAUGGCUUUGACAAUGUUUAGAGGGAUAAAAUGCUGUCCAUUUUCUAUGUACCCAUCUGCAUUAGUUGCAAGAAAACAUGUUUUUUUGUAUUGUACUAUGAAUAAUUCACCAAGCCAAACUGCUACUCAAGACAAGGCACAGGCUAAUGCUAAGGUUUCGACACAAUCUAAAAAAAUGUCUAAGGUUGCGAAAGAUUACGAGGCUAUUAUUGGUAUAGAAACCCAUGUUCAGUUAUCUACAUUAACAAAGGCAUUUUGUACUUGUCCUUACAAUUAUGGGUCUCAGCCAAAUUCUAGUGUUUGUCCAAUUUGUAUGGGGUUACCUGGGGCAUUGCCUGUGUUGAAUUCUAAGGUUAUAGAGUACGCGGUGAGGCUUGGGCUUGCACUUAACUGUGAGUUGUCGUUUAAUUCGAAGUUUGAUAGGAAACAGUACUUUUACCCUGAUUUGCCCAAGGGAUACCAAAUUUCACAGUUUGAUGUGCCAAUUGCAACUGGUGGGUUUAUUGAUUUGGAUCUUCCUGUUGAGUUUGGGGGUGGUCAUAGAAAGUUUGGAAUUACUAGGGUUCAUAUGGAAGAGGAUGCUGGGAAGCUGCUUCAUACUGGGAAUGGGAGUUUCUCUCAGGUUGAUUUGAAUAGAGCAGGUGUUCCUUUGCUUGAGAUUGUUUCUGAACCUGAUAUGAGAACUGGAAUAGAAGCUGCAGAGUAUGCAGCAGAAUUGCAAAGGAUGGUGCGAUAUUUGGGAAUAAGUAAUGGGAAUAUGCAAGAAGGAUCACUGCGUUGUGAUGUCAAUGUCUCAGUUCGACCGUGGGGGCAAAUAGAGUUUGGAACAAAGGUUGAGAUAAAGAACCUGAAUUCAUUUUCAGCCAUGAAUAGAGCCAUUGACUUUGAGAUUGCAAGGCAAGAGCUACUUCACAGCCAAGGACAAGCUGAUCAAAUCGUACAAGAGACUCGUCUGUGGGAAGAAGGCGCUCAGAAAACAGUUACUAUGAGGAAGAAAGAAGGGCUUGCAGAUUAUCGUUAUUUCCCAGAGCCUGACCUUCCUGCAGUUAACCUCACUAUUAAAUAUGUUGAUGACAUUCGUGAUUCUUUACCUGAGCUUCCAGAGAUGAAGAGAAGAAGAUAUGAGACUAUGGGUCUAAGCAUGCAGGACAUUCUUUUUCUUGUAAAUGAUAUGGAUGUAGCAGACUUUUUCGAUGCGACUAUUGCAAAAGCAGCCGAUGUAAAGCUAGCUGCAAACUGGAUAAUGGGUGAUAUUGCUGCCUACUUGAAAAAUGAGAAGCUGUCAAUUAAUGAGGUCAAGCUUACCCCUGAAGAGUUGGGUGAGUUGAUUGCUUCAAUAAAAUCUGGGACCAUAAGUGGAAAGAUCGGAAAAGAGAUACUAUUUGAGCUGUUGGCCAAAGGUGGAACUGUUCAAGGACUUAUAAAAGAAAAGGAUCUGGUCCAGAUAGCAGACCCUGUUGAGAUAGAGAAGAUGGUUGAUAAAGUGAUUGCGGACAACCCAAAGCAGCUGGAACAGUAUCGUGGGGGAAAAACCAAGUUGCAAGGCUUUUUUGCUGGGCAGAUAAUGAAAGCAUCCAAAGGCAAAGCAAAUCCAGGAAUUCUAAACAAAAUUCUUUUAGAAAAAUUAAAUGCCAAAAGCUGAUAACAGUACAGCUGAGCAUUUCUGGGUAGCUUUGUUUCAAAUAGCAGGAGUUAACACAUCCAUAGUCUACUUUAUCUAGGGCCCUAUAUAACCUGAAAGGGGACACGAUGAAGCAAAUUUUGCUCAACAAGUGUAGAGUACUGAUUCCGUCCUUGUCACUUGGUUGCCUGAAUUCCUGCUUACAUAUGUGAGGUGAAGAAAGUAACAAAAAGGUCUGUAUGUUGCUUGGAGAAUAUAAGGCAACUUCAUCACUGCAGCAAUACAAAGAAACUAGUGCUCGGAGUUCAUUUAAUAUGCUCAAGAUUUUUCUGUAUAUGGUUUACAUUAGUAUUGCAAACCCCCGUAUCUGUACAAUGUUGUUUGACAUAUCUGAAGACGCUUAAGCUUCUUUUACUGUUAUCUAAUAUUGUUCAGGUGUUCCGUGAA